This is a messenger RNA of Epinephelus fuscoguttatus (brown-marbled grouper), 5417 nucleotides long. RefSeq names its product Rho guanine nucleotide exchange factor (GEF) 3 (gene arhgef3). Lineage: Eukaryota; Metazoa; Chordata; Actinopteri; Perciformes; Serranidae. Gene Ontology annotation, biological process: intracellular signal transduction; positive regulation of Rho protein signal transduction. Bases 674 to 2776 code for a protein of 700 amino acids. Gene Ontology annotation, molecular function: guanyl-nucleotide exchange factor activity. The transcript has 11 exons. The record is from RefSeq and is a predicted model, not a curated record.
UUAUAAGAUGUUUUUUUUUCUUUGCAUGGUUUUUAUAAAGCAGAGUGAGAGUUCUUUGUGUCUGUGUCUCUGCUGCUGGUGUCUCCGUGUCUCCUGUACCUCCUAAUUAUAGACAGCCUGUUUCCCCCGACGGCCGUCACUUCCUGUUUGUCCAAUGGGAACUGAGAGGACACACACACACAUUGUGAAGGGUUCCUGUUCCUGAGGGUCUGUAGAUCCACUCAGAGAGGUGGUGAAGCUGAGGAGGUUCAGAUUGUCACUGAGGAGGUGAAGGAGGACAAGAGAAGGACAGACGUAGGUAGAAAACAGGAGAAGGAGCGAGAGAAGAGCUUUUGAAAGUCCGACCGCGGAAGAGAACAAGGCGGAGAAGGAGAAGUGUCUCUUGGACAGAGGGACAAACUGGAGGAGGAAGAGAAAAAGAAGUGUGAAGUUCAGAAAAGGACAGAAGAAGACAGGGAGAAAGAAGUGAAUUAAAAUGUGACUGUGAAGGAGGCGAUUUAAAGGAGGAGAGAGGCAAAAAGAGAAACUGCUGAUGUGACUUUGGGGUGAAAGCAAAGUGACCUGGAGGAAGAGGAGGAGGAAAAGAAGAGAAAAGAGGAAGAGGAGCAGCAGAUGACUGUUUGCAGAGAGAGUUAAUUAAAACUUGAACUGUUUGAGGAGCAGAUCUAAUCUGAUGAUGGGCUGCUGUCUGUUUGUUUACUAUCGGAAGAAGAGGAAGCAGGCCAGCAGAGAUGCAGACUCUCUCAGUCUCUGCAGUCUGGACAUCAACGAGCCCAGCACCAAGCGCAGUAAACUUGUAUCCAGGGUGACGUCUCUGGCCAGCCUGCUGCCGCCCGUCAAGACUGUCCCGCUGAAGAGGAUUGGUCAGACGCUGCAGCGCUCCAUCAGUUUUCGUAAUGACAGUCAGACGGAGAGAGCCGCUCAUCCUCCUCCUCCCUCCUCCUCCUCAUCCACGGUGAAGACGCGCGUUAUCUCAGCAACAGUCUCCAACACCUCCUCCACCAUGCCUGCAACACGAGUUUCCACGGCAACAGCCCCAGCCGCCAAGCGCCGUGACAGCAAGCUUUGGAGUGAGACAUUUGACGUCCGGCUGGGAGCGACGCAACCUCUGAGCCCAAAAGAGAUUAAACGACAAGAGGCCAUAUUUGAGUUGGCUCAGGGCGAACAAGACUUGGUGGAGGAUCUCAAGUUGGCAAAGAAGGCCUACCGUGACCCGAUGCUGAAGCUGUCAAUCAUGACUGAGCAGGAACUGAACCAGAUCUUCGGCACUCUGGACUCGCUGAUUCCCCUGCAUGAAGACCUGCUGAGUCAUCUCAGAGACGCCAGAAAACCUGACGGGUCCACAGAACAUGUGGGACACAUCCUGACUGACUGGCUCCCCUGUCUCUCCUCCUACACCGCGUACUGCAGUAACCAGGUGAAGGCCAAGGCCUUGUUGGACCAGAAGAAGCAGGAUCGGCGGGUCCAGGACUUCUUGCAGCGCUGUCUCCAGUCACCAUUCAGCAGGAAGUUGGACUUGUGGAACUUCCUGGACAUCCCCCGCAGCCGACUGGUGAAAUACCCACUGCUGCUCAGGGAGAUCCUGAAGCACACACCCAACGAUCACCCAGACCGGCAGCACCUGGAUGAGGCGAUGCUGAUGGUGCAGAGCGUGGUGGCGGACAUCAACAAGCGGACAGGGGAGUCGGAGUGUCAGUACUACAAGGACCGCCUGUUGUACACGGAGGACGGACAGAGGGACGGACUCAUCGAGCGGUCCAGGACCCUCUGCUGCCACGGAGAGCUGAAGAACAACAGAGGACUGAAACUCCACGUGUUCCUGUUCCAGGACGUUCUCGUCAUCACCAGGUCUGUCUCACUCAACGACCAGCCAGUCAGAUACCAGCUCUGCCGCCAGUCAAUCCCCAUCCGGCAGCUGGAUCUGGAGGACCUAUCAGAUGGAGAGAUGAGAGUGGGCGGGUCCAUCAGAGGAGCCUUCAGCAACAACGAGCGCACAAAGAACUUCUUCCGGGUUUCGGACCGCACUGGCGGUCAGCUGCAGAGCCACUGCUUCCAGGCCAGCGACGCCUUCAACAAACAGCAGUGGAUCAACUGCAUCAAACAAGCCAAGGAAGCAGCAGCACUGACUGGAGACCAGCCACCACAGACAGGACAAUGUCUGGAGACAGGGCUGGGUGGACAGAUAGGGCCGGUUAGUGAGACAGGUAUGAGUUUAAGUGGUGAUUCUGGGCUUGAAGAUGAAAAGGGGGUGUGGGGGGAGGCAGAAACAGGGCUGAGUGUGGAAGGAGAGGAAGGAGAGAAAGAUGUUGGUUUGGAUAAAGAGGCUGAGGUAGGUUUGACUCAAGAGACAGCGACAGGUCGGGAGAUGGAGACAGAUUUGGGUUUGAAUGGUGGGACGGGUUUGGAAUUGAAUGGAGAAACAGGGAUGGACAGUGAGACGAGGCUGACGACCAGUGAGACAGAGACAGGUGAGAUGGAGACGGGGCAGGGUGUCGGUGGAGAGACGGGGGCGGAGCCAGGAACCGCAGCAGACUGGGGGAUGGAUGGAGGAGGAGAAGGAGAGACUCUGAGCGGAGGUGCUGAUGAUGUUCUCACCUCCCUUCUCUCCUCUGCUGCUCCAUGUCAAGAGGAGGGUGAGAAGGAGGUGAUGGAGGAGGAGGAGGAGCGGGAUGUGAUGGAGGAGGAGCAGAGGGGCACUGAGGAGGGAGAGGAGGUCGGCAUGGACACCAGCGAGGAUGACUCGCUGGAGUGCGAGGAGCUAGACCUCAGGUGCUGAUGCUGGGAACUGAGAGACUGACAGCCAAUCAAAUCAUGGACUUGAUGAUGAUGUCACUGAUUGACAAAGUCAAUAGAACAUCAGAUAAACUUGUCAGUGGACCAUUUAAAACUUGACAACAUGAACAUUCUGGGUUCCUUUGUAUUUCCUGUUUGAAUGUUUUGCAGUGUACGUGAAUGACAUCAGCUGACAGGAAGUAAACAGGGACCCAAGCUGUUGCCUAGCAAUGCAAUCCCAGUGAAACGGUCUAUACGCUUUAAUCAGUGUCUUCUGGGAGGCUGUAACUGCUGUAUCCUGACUGCUGGUAACCAUGGCAACCACUUUGUCCCAGAAUGCUACAACAAUGGACACCACUACCCUGGAAGACUGGCCCUUCCAGUUGUACUGGAAAGUUGAGACUUUCAGAGUUCCAAGUUGGAAAUUUCAACUGGAACACCCCCUGAAGUCAGAUUUACAACCCCAAAAUUCAACAUGGCUGCCCUGCCCCUCAACAGUAGUGUCUGUUAGCACUUCUGUCCCAUUUGUGUCUCAUUAAAACAGUCACACACAGAGCCCUGUCCAACUUCUACGUGUGGACAUGUUGCUACAGUGUUAGUAUGCACAAAAAGCAGCGUAAUACAUUGUUAUCAACUCAUAUUGCUAACAAUGGCUAACCCGGCUUGAGCUAGUGUUGCUAACAACACCUUGGUUUUCCGAUUUGUUGUACUACAACACAAUCAGCUCGGUUGUGAUAUCAUUCCCUGCUCCAACAUCCAACUUCCAAAUUAAAUGGAAUGCAACAUAACUGCGUGGAUGUAUUGAGAGAACAGGACACCAUGUUCAAAGAUGGUGCCCUACUCAUUCCAGUGAAAGUUGCUCACCAGGCACACACUGCAAAAAUGUUUUCAAGGUUCCUCAGGCUUUCUUUUUUUUUUUACCAACUUCUUACUGACUCGCCUCACACACGAAUGGCACACUCUUCAAGACUUCAAUUUUUAUUGAACCCAAUGGCUCAAAUUCUUAUAGUGCAAAGACUUGAACGUACAAUAUGUAACUUUCUGCCACUAGGCCUCCAAUGAAAACGAUAACAAAAGACGAAGUAAUGUCAUCAUUGGGGUCAGUUUCUCCUGGUUAGAAUUUCUUGUUCGGGAUAUUUUUACCAGGGGCUAAAUUAUCUACAGUGGUCUCCUCUUCUCCAGAACAAACAGAUCAUGUGAUUAAGACUGGUGGAAACACUGAAUAGAGCUGGCUCACAACAAGCUGCAAUCAGCUGUUUCGCUCAUUGUGGAGGGGCUGCUAGCCCAGCUCCUGCCAAUGUGUGCUCACCUUUUUUCUCUGAAAACUUAAAAUCCAGAUGUUUAGGAGGUUUUCACCAGGGGCCGAAUCAUCCUCAGAGGUCUCCUCCUCUCCGAAACAAAGCGAGCAUGUGAUUAAAACCGCCAAUAACACGACAUAAAGCAGUUUCAUAUUAAAAAUCAAUGUUUGUCCAAUGCUGUUUGGCAUAGCAUUGGCUAGAGCCAAGCUGCUGCUAAUGGUUGCUCAGCUUGUUUCUCUGAAAACUUAAAAUCCAGAUGUUUAGGAGGUUUUCUUCAGGGGCCGAAUUAUCUGCAGAGGCCUCCUCCUCUCCAAAACAACAAGACCAGGUGAUUAAGACCGGCAAAAACACUGAAUACAGCAGUUUAAUAUUAAAAAUCAGCGUUUUCCAAUGCUGUUUGGCAUAGCAUUGGGUGGAGUGGAGCUGCCGUUACUGUUUGCUCAGCUUGUUUCUCUGAUACCUUAAAAUCCAGACGUCAAGCACUAAAAUCCUUCAUCUGGUCAAAACAUGUAGUUUAAUACCGAAGAUUUAAAAAGUCUGUCAUAGAAAUGUGGCUUAAAACUGGAUAUAUAAAGUCAAUUUAUGACAGCUCCUGGCAGACACGUGAUACGAUGCCACUGACAGGUGAUGGCGGCCAAAUGACACAGGCUAUGUCCUCUAGUGGAAUUACAGAUUUCCCUAAGUUUGAACAUUGUUGGAAACAUUUUGGAUAAUGUUAGCACACAAUACAAUAAAAUAUUUAACAUUGGUCUGGUCAUUUUUAGACAUUUUGAUGCAGUAAAGUUACAUAUUAAUUCUUGAAGUUGGAGUGUUUGUGAUACUCAGAACAAUAUUUUUAUGGUGUCAUGUUUUUUAUUCAUGGGAGACACUGUUACUGAUACAGUAUUGUAAAUUUAGCAUGAAGUCUUCUUAAAGCAUUCCCAAUGAAUUAUACACACGUUAAGUGGAUUUUCAGCUUUGACUAUCUAUCCCAACAGUUUUGCCUCAAUAUGUUGUACAACUGAAACAGGUGCUGGACAUGUCACUACAGAGCUGAAAUAUUCAGUGUUUCUUCAUGACAAUCAGAGGAGCCUGUUGUGUAUGUACUGUAUGUAUGUAUGUAAAGAAUGUAUAUUAAGUCUAUAUGUAUAUGAAUGUAGGAACAAAGCCAAGCAUGUCUGUUUGUUAUAUACAGUAUGUGCUUACAGAUUACAUGUAAGAUGUGACUUACAAUGUCAAGACAAUCAGUUUGAUAUUAUAAAUGGCAAUCGUCAGGAUAGUUGUGAUGCUGUCAGUUGUUCUUUUGAGGAAUUAACUGAUGUGUGGAUUGUCACAAGACCAAAGCAUCAAUAAACUGUUGUGAAAGAA